This is a messenger RNA of Pseudomyrmex gracilis, 951 nucleotides long. RefSeq names its product lysosomal thioesterase PPT2 homolog (gene Ppt2). The transcript has 4 exons. Bases 45 to 926 code for a protein of 293 amino acids. Lineage: Eukaryota; Metazoa; Arthropoda; Insecta; Hymenoptera; Formicidae. The record is from RefSeq and is a predicted model, not a curated record. Gene Ontology annotation, molecular function: palmitoyl hydrolase activity; thiolester hydrolase activity. Gene Ontology annotation, cellular component: lysosome.
UCAGCUGUUUUGCAGCUUGUGUGCAUUUGUAGCGUUGAAGAACAAUGGCAAAACAAAGUUCUGUGAUAUAUAAUUAUAUUUAUUUGUUUUUAAUAUAUUUGUUAUCAUACAAUGAUGCAAAAGUGUAUCACCCGGUGGUCAUUAUCCACGGUGUGCUAACCGGGAAUAUCAGCAUGAAACUUAUCAGUGAUAGAAUCCAAGAGAUGCAUCCGGGAACUCCAGUUUACAACACUGUUAGAUUUGCGGGCUGGAGCAGCCUGGAACCAAUGUGGCAACAGGUAGAGGAAGUAGGCAUGGAUGUAAUUUCUAUAGGCGCUGCAUUUCCCGAAGGAAUUAAUUUAAUAGGCUACAGUCAAGGUGGUUUAUUAGCUCGAGCGAUAUUGCAGAGGUUUCCUAUGCACAACGUAAGAAAUUUUAUUUCUUUGAGUUCACCGCAAGCAGGACAAUACGGAACAAAUUUUCUGCAUCUAAUCUUUCCAGGUCUGGUUUGUGAAACUGCUUACGAACUUUUUUAUUCACGACUUGGGCAACACACUAGUGUUGGAAAUUAUUGGAAUGAUCCUUAUCAUCAAAAACUGUACUAUGAGUAUAGCAAAUUUUUGCCAUAUGUUAACAAUGAAAUUAAACUAUUUAACAAUUCUGACUUCAAAUCGGGUCUUAUUAAGUUAGAACGUAUGAUACUUAUUGGAGGACCAGAUGACGGAGUUAUUACUCCAUGGCAAAGUAGUCAUUUCGGAUAUUAUGAUAGUAAUCUCACUGUGAUAGAAAUGUUUAACAGAUCUGUUUAUAAAGAUGAUACGAUAGGUUUAAAAACAUUAAAUGAACAAGGAAAACUAGAAAUUAUUACUGUCCCAGGAAUUCAACAUUCUGACUGGCAUAAAAAUAUUUCUAUUGUAGAUCAAUUUUUAUUACCAUAUUUAGAUUAAAAUAUAUAUAAGAUAUAAAGAAGAA